This is a messenger RNA of Xenopus laevis (African clawed frog), 1810 nucleotides long. It is a transcript of the gene bod1.L, whose product is annotated as biorientation of chromosomes in cell division 1 L homeolog. NCBI's taxonomy places the organism in Eukaryota, Metazoa, Chordata, Amphibia, Anura, Pipidae. The record is from RefSeq and is marked provisional. Gene Ontology annotation, cellular component: centrosome.
GUUUCCAUCUUUGCCCUGAGGUCUAGUCUCAGUCUCCCAGGCCUUAUAAAUAGGGGCAGUUACAACGGCAACUAAACCUCCUAUUUGAAUUGUCCGCAUGACAAGGAAUUUAACCUGUUGCUUCUCCUCUGGUGAUCGUGUCCAUGGUUGUGUGCGCUACUGCUACUGCUGGUGACAGAUUGCAGCAAGCUCUCCAACGCCUCUGAGCCUGGGAAUAGCCAAGGAACCUGCAAUUCAUGCCAAACGUCCAAUUUCCAGGGACAGAGGGAGUGAGUAUCAGCAGCGGGUGCUGGGUGACGGAUCAAACCUUCAUUGUUACAUCUGGGAACAGGGCUGACCCAGGGGCCACACAGAUAGGUCUCCUUUAACAAGAGAAGAAUAUGGCGGAGAGUGGGAGUGGCACCAGUGGUGGCUCCUCCUCAGUGGGAGGGGUUUCCAAUCCAGCUUCUCUUGCUCCUGGUGACUCUCAGCUCAUUGCCCUGAUCGUUGAGCAGCUGAAGAGCCGGGGGCAGUUCGAUGGAUUCCGAAGAGACUGCUUGGCGGAUGUGGAUACAAAGCCGGCCUAUCAGAACCUGCGGCAGAAAGUGGACAACUUUGUGUCGACCCACCUGGACAAGCAAGAGUGGAACGCGGACAUGAACAAAAACCAGCUGAGAAAUGGACUGCGCCAAAGUGUCAUCCAAUCAGGGAUGCUGGAAGCUGGGGUGGACAGGAUCAUCUCGCAGGUGGUCGACCCAAAACUCAACCACAUAUUCCGGCCCCAGAUAGAAAAGGCAAUACAUGAGUAUCUGACUGCUCAGACAAAGGAGGAUUCGGCUCCCCCACUGCCGCCGGGUCCCCCAGAGCCACAAGAGCAAGAGCCCCCAGAACCAUCUCAAAGUGUCUCUUAAAGGUCUACCUCUGUAAUGGGUCAACGUCUGCACUCGAGCUACUCCCAGACAUCCCCUAGUCUCCAGCUUUCUGGGAGUUGUAGUUGCACAGCAGCAGGAGUGCAAAGGUUGCUCAUCAUUGGGAUAGACCUUACAGAAAAUACUGCUGUGUAAACGAACGCACACCACAAUGCCGAUAAGCUAGAUAUAUGGCUGCCGCCGUAGUGGGUGGGGCCAGCAGCAAAACUGGAAACAUGGAGGGGAAUCACAAAGCCUCCAUGUCUGACUUCUAAGUAGGGUUUAAUUAUAGACGCAUUACAUUUCUGCAUCAGUUUUGAGACACCGGUUUACUUUUAAAAGGUGGUGCCAUGAUUAGUGUUGGGGUUCUUCGGGGUUACGUAGUAACAUGGGCAAAUUCUGUCCCCAUCCAGAAAAUCCACUUCAGGUGACAGUUUUUAUCAAUCUAACUGCCAACACCCUGUAACAAUAUCUACCAAUCAGAUUGGUAUCUAGCUGCCCACUCCCUGUAACUGUAGCAGCCAAUCAGAUGUCCUUUUCUUCAUUGUGAUUGCCUAAGCCUCUAGCCAUAGCAGCCAAUCCGAUGCUGCUUUCCUGAUUCUGACUGCUAAAAGCCAACUGCUGAUUGGUUACUGUGCACUGGGGAAAUGUUUCCUCUAGUUACUUUGUUAACCUUUUUGACCUUACUUUUGGGAGAAAUCUGACUUUUGUUGGAAGAGAUGAAUUUGCCUUUGUUAAUAUUGUUCUCGUGCCAGCACGCUAACCGACUACCUAACGCCAAACGCACGAUGACGCACUGCCUAAAGGAGGAGCUUGUUUUUUUUUCUUGAUUGUUUUUUUUUCUAUUAAAUAAUUUUCUAUGUAUUGUAUGAAAUUGCAAUGGAUUGUCUAAAUAAAUAUAUUUUGGUUUUUGUGAAUGAGCA